CAAGCGCGUAUACGAAAGCAGCAGCAGCAGCAGAACAGUACCAGUGGUGGAGUUGUAGGCAGUGGCAGACAGACAGCAAGCAGUUUGUGGGAAGAGUCAUCAGCAAAAGUGAAAAUUUUCAUUCGUCUUGAGGUCCCGUUUGUCAGCAGUAAGCAGCCCAAAUUUGCAUGUUCGGUUUGAAGAAAAAAAGACAAGUUUCGUCGCGCAAGUGGUUUGUCUUCGCUAGGAGAUUUGGCUUUUGUUUUUGCUAUCGGGAAUGUGCAAUAAUUUUCGGCUGGCUAUAAUGUGCAAAGCAUAAAGUGGAAGGAGGAUUGCGUGUUGAGGAAAAGUUUCGCUUUUGAGCCAUCAUCACGAGUGGUGAGGGGUGUGUUGGCUGCAAAAAAAAAGUGCAGAAGAAAGAGCUUCAGGUAAAGUGCAUUUCGGCCACGGCAAUAAAGGGAAAUUCGAAACAAUUUCCAGUGAUAAGUUAGGGUAAAAUUUGUACAGGCUUUUCGGGGCACAAUAGUUCUCGCGAGUUUGAGUGUUCUGUGAGAUUUCCAGCAGGAAAUUUUUUUGGAAAAUGUGCGAAAACAGCAAUGCUUAGUAGCUUUGCAGCAUAGCUUAAAUUUUGUGUACAAUGGUUUCGCUAUUCGAUUGAUUUUUUCAUCGCUGACUAGCUUCCACAUCAGCUGCUGUAGUUGGAUUACCGUUUAGCAGAAAGAAAAAAAAGAAAAACAAACGCAACCCCGGACAGAAGAAACCUUUAGUGGCAGCAGCAGCAACAGCAACAAUAACACAAAGUGUGAAGCAAACAGUUGAAGAAGAGCCAGUUUCUCUUCAUUAAAAAUCUAUUUCUAUAGAUUUUGUAUGUACCUAUUGAGUGUUGAAAUAUGAAAUCUACAGCAUUUUAGCACCAGAACACACUCAACAAAAACAUCACGCUGAAAAGGGCUGAAAACGGGCAGAAAACCAGUCAUCCACCGAAUUCCAGCAACACCUGAACAACCGGAAACUAUAACCCACGCCACAUUUCUUCUACCGCCGUCACAACAAAGAACACCCGCCCCCCAGUUUGUACUACGAGGCGGUUCGCACUAUAGUAAUCUCAUCUUGUCGCCUCAAUCCCGAUAAAGAUAAAAGCACAAACGCUUCAUCGCACCCGCCAACCCCUCCUUCGAAAGAGCACGCUGAAAGCGAAGAAAGUUUUUCUCCCUAGUUAACAUAUAGUGCAAAAAAACUUUGCACUCAUCAAGUCGACUGCAGCAGAAACAUCAGCCGACAGCCGCGAGAAAAUCCGCGCCGGAAGCUAUAACCACUAACAUCAGCAUCACAGAGCUGGCUAUUUGUCCACGGCCACACACACUCGCGCACGACCUCUCGCGGCAGAGAACUUAUCGCUCUCGCACUGAUCCCGGUUUGCGAGUGAUUUGAGUUGUUUUUUCUCACACUAUCCGGUAUUAUUUAUUUUGUACGUUCUUUUUUUUUCUUCAUCGCUGUGUGUUGUACACAAAACACAUGUACUAUCGUACUGCUUACACUAGUUCUAAACUGCCGUCGGUGCUUUGUUGCGUUUUUUACGCCUACGAUCGAAGUAUUAUUUUGAAGAAACUUAAUCAGCCCUAGUUUAGGACAGAAUUAUUCUAUUUAUUAUCUACAUAUAAGUGUCAAAAGUAUUUCACGUUGUUCGUUCAAAGCACGAACUCUAAUGGAUGGUUGAGCAAAAUUAGCAUUUGACGAGCCAUCUGUGUUAAUAUACUACAUUCCCCACCUGUUUACCUCCGUGUACGUGUGUAUGUUUGUGUUUGUCCGGUGUCCGUUUCCAUUUGGGACCCUGCCUCCACGGGAUACCAAUCAUCCCUCAAUCCUUCAUUUAAUGCUACACUGAACACCUGUCCGAUCGAGCCACAGGCUACCUGCGAGUGGCCCAGUUCCCAUCUGCCAAGAUCCCACCGCGGUUUGAAGUAGCUAGCUAGUAUGACAUUGACGGUGUCGGAAUCGGACGGCAAUAAUCUUCGCACUAACCACAACCAUCAACCGACGGAUAUGACCGAAUCUCUACCUAGUUCUGAACUCUCCCUGUUAGCAAAACUGGAGGCCGCCAACAAGCUGAUCGAGAGCGACUCCAAGAGUCUCAACUCGCUGCAGAGUUCCGCCCACAGCAGGAAAAGCUCCGACACGAGUCAAAUUUCGCUCAACUCGGGUGCCUCCUCCGUUGGGGAGGAGGACAUUUGGUCAACAUGGGCUAGCAUUGUGGCCGACUGGGAGGCAGGUCAGAGGCGGAAAACUCCCACCGUCAAGGAGCUGGUUCGUAAGGGUAUACCGCACCAUUUCCGAGCGAUCGUGUGGCAGCUGCUGUGCGGAGCGUCGGAGGCGGACAAAAAGCAGUACGCAGAAUAUAUCAAGGCGACCAGUGCGUGCGAAAAGGUAAUCCGGAGGGACAUUGCCCGCACCUAUCCGGAGCACGAUUUCUUCAAGGAGAAGGACGGUCUCGGUCAGGAGGCGCUGUUCAAUGUGAUGAAGGCAUACUCGCUGCAUGACCGCGAGGUAGGCUACUGCCAGGGAUCAGGUUUCAUCGUCGGUUUGCUGCUGAUGCAGAUGCCAGAGGAGGAUGCCUUCUCCGUGUUGGUUCAAAUCAUGCAGCAGUACCGCAUGCGAGACAUGUUCAAGCCCUCGAUGGCGGAACUGGGUCUCUGCAUGUACCAGUUGGAGAACAUUGUCCAGGAGCAAAUCCCCGAGCUGCAUUUGCACUUUCAGUCACAGAGUUUCCAAACUUCGAUGUACGCCUCCAGCUGGUUCCUAACGCUGUACACGACUGCCCUAAAUCUGACACUCAGUUGUCGAAUAAUGGAUGUCUUCCUGUCGGAGGGGAUGGAGUUUAUCUUCAAAGUCGCCAUCGCUUUGCUGCUGAUAGGAAAGGAUACCCUCCUAUCGUUAGACAUGGAAGCAAUGCUGAAGUACUUCCAAAAAGAACUUCCCCAGAAGGUGGAGAACGAUAGCGACGGUCUGUUCAAUUUAGCAUUCCAGGUGAAGAUUAACACUAAGAAGAUGAAGAAAAUGGAAAAGGAAUAUGCCGACUUACGGAAAAAGGAACAGGAGGAGAUGGUUGAACUGAGGCGAUUACGAAGUGAAAACCGACUGCUGAAAAAGCGCAACGAAUUGUUGGAGGCUGAAAGCGCUGAGCUGGCCGAUCGGCUAGUGCGUGGUCAGGUAUCGCGUGCCGAGGAGGAGGAAACCAGCUACGCCAUACAGUCGGAACUGUUGGCCCUGCGGCGAGUUCAUCUGGAGGUUUCGCACCAACUUGAGAACGCCAACGAAGAGGUGCGAGCACUCAGCCUACGGCUUCAGGAAAAUACUGCGGAUAACUCCCUGGAAUCUAACAAUUCCCGCCAGAACUCCUUCGACGAGUUGAUCAUGAAGGAAGAGGCCCUGAAGCAGCGCGACGAAAUGGUAUCUUGCCUGCUGGAGGAGCUGGUCAAAGUGCGCCAGAGUCUAGCCGAAAGCGAAGAUGUGAUACGAAACCUAAAGACUAAAAUCCAGGAAUUGGAGGAAGACAAGAAGCGCCUCCGGGAAACGACCAUCGACAACUCGGUGGCCCAUCUACAGGAUGAAUUGAUAGCGAGUAAGUUGCGAGAAGCGGAGGCCAGUCUCUCGCUGAAGGAUCUCAAACAACGUGUGCAGGAGCUGAGCACCCAAUGGCAGCGUCAGUUGUCUGAACAGCGCAACGAGGCGGCACAAAGUAGCGAAUCUGGGGCGAAAAAACUUCUAUUCUGGGAAUCAUCACGAACGCAGGACAUGCAGAAGCUGGAAGAGGAACUGAUGACUACUCGGAUACGAGAGAUGGAAACGCUGACCGAGCUGAAGGAGCUCCGGUUGAAGGUUAUGGAAUUAGAGACGCAGGUUCAGGUUUCGACAAAUCAGUUGCGACGACAGGAUGAGGAAUCGAAGCGGGUUAAAGAAGAACUGGAAGAAGCUCUGAUCCGCGAGAGAGAACUAUCCAAUAAGGCACGGGAACAGCAGCAUCGGUAUUCUGAUCUGGAAUCUCGCAUGAAAGAUGAACUGAUGAACGUGAAAAUUAAAUUCACUGAACAAAGUCAAACCGUAGCCGAACUGAAGCAAGAGAUUUCCCGACUCGAGACGAAGAACUCGGAAAUGCUCGCUGAAGGUGAACUUCGCUCUAACCUGGACGAAUCCGAUCGGGUUCGUGAUCUGCAAGAUAAGGUAGCCGAGCUGAAGGCCGAGCUGACGGCGCUCAAAUGCCGCGGGACGCCGCUGAACCUGCGAAUGAUCAAAAGUACCUCGAUUCAGUCGAUUGACUCCACCAACGAGAUCGAUUUCAGCGAAAUGCAACUCUCCCGCAAGGACAUCGGUGGGGGCGCUAGUGGCAUCGGAGUAGGACUGGUCAACAGUGCUGUUAUCACAGCUUCCUCGGCAUCUUCGUCGUCCUCGUGAAGUUUGUGGUGGAUGAUGACAACGAUGCCGGGGAGAGUAGCCGUAGUUCUGGUAUAUACAGAAGAGAAGCAUUGCUAUAAGAAGCAUUUGCACGUGCACACACACACAUAGACACACAUACCAACGCAAACGCUAGAACAUUUGGAAAACUAUACAUACGAAAGUCUCUCAUGUGUAUUCUAGUAGAUGAAACAAGCAAAAUCGUGCUAGUUUUUUAUUUAUAACAGUACUACUAUUUAGUAUUUAAAAGUUGUACCGGAAGUAGGAGAUGGAUGAGUACGACUGAUUAACCUACUACAAGACGCUGUUCUUAUGAUUUAUGUAUGAAAUUUGGUUUAUUUUGUAUGUUUUGUUUUUUUUUUAUUAAGAAAAAAAAAGUUGCUAAUCAAUAGCCACUAAUCUCGCGGACAGGAGAAGCAGAAGCUCUAAGCGCUAACGUGCAAGUCAGGCUGGAAGACAGUAAAAAAUAGGCAAUCUAUACACGUUACUAUUAUAUCUAUUAUGUAUUUCGUUGGUUUUUUGUAUUAGUUUAUUUUUUUUGCAUUGUACAUUUUUAUUUAGAACAUUUAAAAUGAAGAGAAGUUUAUUGAAAAGUGAGAGUUUAACUGUCAUAUAUUGUUUGUUGCACAACGGAGAGGAAAUAUUUGUCCAUUUAUCUGAAAAAAAAUAGUUUAUAUUUCUUAUGUAUACAAAACAGCAAUGCUUGCUCUAUUCCAAAUGAAGCAAUGCACUGGAAAUAGAAAAAAACUAUGCUCAGUUAUUUUGUUCAAUUAGUAUACUUUAUUUUAGUUCAGUCGAGCAGCGUGAGUCACGUUUCUACUAAUCAAAAUGACGGUAUUAUGUACUACAGUACUUUACUACUGCCGCGUGCGACACAGACGAAGAAGGUAACCGUAGGUCAUGUGUGUGUUCGCUUAAUUAGGUUUCUAAUUUGAACGAAUAGUAGCUUUGACUAUAUCCAGUCCUAAAGCAAAUAGCAAAAAUUAUAAUCACGUUAAAAAUUGUGCGUAAUUCAACCAUACUUAACUACCAAGCAGUGUUAGUCGUUCUAAAUUACCCGUCGCGCUACGCGCUGAUCGUUUUUUUUGCUAGAGAAUAUCUGAUCUAUUAAUUCUAGUAUGCGUGAAUCAAACAAAAAUCUGGUUUAAACAUUACUAUGUGGAUCAUCCACUGGGAAGCGUGUAAGAACACAAGAGACAACCAAUGCGGGUCUUAAAUUAACACGUACGCCGGAUGCUAACCUCUAGUUAUGAAAAACGUAACACAAUACAUUAACCAACAAAGGAAAGAGAAAGUGAUGCUGGAAAAUAAGGUGCCAAAACGAUGAUUCAAGUUUAAUUUCAAAAACCUUUUUGAUUCCUAUGCACACACCGCCGCACAAUAAUACACAAGAAACACUUAAUUAGUAGUGAAAGGAAAACUGAACGUUUCGUCGAAAUCCGCAGCAAAUCCACCAACCUAAUCGUUUGUUGUUUGAUAUUCGCAAAAAAAAAAAAAAUAUUGAAACCAUCUAAGUGAUAAUUUUUAUUAGUCAUUAAUCAAAAAAGAGUAUUGUUUUGCUGUUUUCCUUAUAAAUUAAAAAAAAAUCUAACGCAUAUUCAUAUAUUUACACUCACUAAGCGAAUAAUUGGUUUUAUCUUCCCUGUCUAAAAGCGCAGUGUGAGAAAAAUUAUAGAUAUAAUGAAAGUAAAAAAAAAAUACUCAACGCAAAUUUCAUUAACAACUCGAGACUUUCCUCUGGUUGUGUUUUCAAAAUGUGCAAAGUUAAUACGAUUAGAUUGAGUUAUCUGUGAAGCAAAAAAGAAAAACAUAAUCACAAUUACCAAAAUAACCCAUAGAUUUGCGUAGACGUACUUAAAACAUUACCUAACCGGACGUGGCAGAAAAAAGGGCAUGCCACCUACACACAACUGUUUCAUUCCAAUCAUGCAUCUUCCACGAUAGUGGAAAAGAAGGGACAACUACAAACACACAGGGUCAACUUUUCUAUAUCAAAACGUGUAGUAGGUACGACGACGCCAGUCGAGCGAAAUUUUAUCAGAAUACAGCAUGCUGAACAUUUACAGAACGUACGCGUUACAAGUUGAAAUUUUUACCCGUACGUUUCUGUGAAUGGGAAGGUGUGAUUAGAAGAAAAAGCUUCCAGGCGAGAUUGUCGAACGAAUUUUAACGAUGAAUCAUGAGAAAGACACCGAAUUGUGUACCGCACGGCACGUAUGAGAAAACAAAAACAGAAAAAAAUUAGCAACAAAAUAAACGUCUUUAAAACGA
Molecule: messenger RNA, 6699 nt
Organism: Wyeomyia smithii (pitcher-plant mosquito)
Lineage: Eukaryota; Metazoa; Arthropoda; Insecta; Diptera; Culicidae
Gene: Evi5
Product: ecotropic viral integration site 5 ortholog
Exons: 11
Coding region: 1954-4428 (824 amino acids)
Source: RefSeq, a predicted model, not a curated record